Molecule: messenger RNA, 946 nt
Organism: Ipomoea nil (Japanese morning glory)
Lineage: Eukaryota; Viridiplantae; Streptophyta; Magnoliopsida; Solanales; Convolvulaceae
Product: transcription factor bHLH125
Exons: 3
Coding region: 106-702 (198 amino acids)
Biological process (GO): regulation of transcription by RNA polymerase II
Cellular component (GO): RNA polymerase II transcription regulator complex
Molecular function (GO): DNA-binding transcription factor activity, RNA polymerase II-specific; RNA polymerase II transcription regulatory region sequence-specific DNA binding; protein dimerization activity
Source: RefSeq, a predicted model, not a curated record
UCUAGUUUAAUUUGAACAUUUCCUCUUUUCUUCUCUAGCCAGUUUGUGUGGAAGAUUAUUUCUCCUUCUUCUUCUUCUUCUUCAAUUCUUUAAAGAGUAUAAAAUAUGGAUGAGCAGAACAGAAACCCUAGCAGAGCUGACAGAAAGACAGUUGAGAGGAACAGAAGAAAUCAAAUGAAAGCCCUCUACUCAACCCUCAACUCUCUUGUCCCUCAUCAGCAAUCCACUGAGAUGUUGUCAUUGCCGGAUCAGCUGGAUGAAGCGGUGAGUUACAUAAAGAAGUUGCAGAUAAAGUUGGAGAGGAUGAAGGAGAAGAAGGAAAGCUUGAGAGGAGGGUGCAGCAGCCAUGAUCAUCAAAGCUCGAGCAUAGCAGCUUCAAGGUCUAGCAAUGGCGGUGGCGGGAUGGCGGCGGCGGUGGGGGGAUUGAAACUGCCACAUGUCGACAUCCACCACGUUGAUUCAGCUGUGGAGGUGGUUCUGAUUACCGGCGGCGGCGGCGUGGAUUGUUCCCAGUCCUCCAUGUUUAAUGAUGUCCUUCGAAUGCUCCACGAGGAAGGCGCCGACAUCAUCAGUGCCAGCUUCUCAUCUCUCGACAACAUGGUUUUUCACACCAUACAUUCUCAGAUUGAAAAGUCUGGAUGUGCAUAUAAAGCUCAAAGGAUCUCAGAGAGACUUCAUAGCUUUGUGAAUGGUGCAAGCUAGCUAGCUAUAUCUACAUAUAUAGCUAAGUAAUAAAUAUAAUAACUAGUUUUGGGUAAUUCAUUUUGUGCUUACAUUACAUAUAUAUUGUUGAAAUAUCAUUGUACUGUGGUUUAUAUAUAUAUAUAUAUAUAUAUGUUGUUCAAGUGCAUGUGUUUGUGUGUGUUCAUGUGAAUUUCACUUCACUUCUGUACAUAUAAUUUGUCUGAAUUGAUUUGAUUGUUUUUUGUUUUGUAGCUUUAAUUUG